UUGCCACCAUCGCGCAUCGUCUCCAACGUUGCAAUCUGUUGCAUCAAUAGUCUUUUCAACUUAUGGCCUCAACUUCCAGAGAUUUUGGGGAGGAAGUUGAACUAUCGACCAGAGACGGGUCCAAAUAGCCACCCAAAAGGGAAAAGGGACACUCCGUGGCAUAUAUUUCGCGGACACUCCUAAAGGAAAAAGGGGUCACUCCCUAACACGAAAUAUAGUUUACGUAAUGUGUUUUUUAUCGUAGCAAUGGAAAGACUGCUAACGCGAUGCGAACGUUAGCCAGUGACGCGACCAAUGAACUGUGAUUGUGAAUCGUUGUUUGCAUCGGAGGGAAGGGAAAUAUGACAUUCAGAUAUGUGAUUUAUUGCAGAGACGAAAAGAAAAGGCGAAUUAGUCUCGUGGGCCGUGGAAGGCCUUACGAGAACUCCCGUGGAGUGAAGAGGCGUGUCACUAUAGACGACGCAAUCUGACGAUCAACAGGUAGCAGCAGGGACACUUGUCAGCUCUACCUCACCGUUUGUGCUUUGGUCUAGGCAAGUUCAUUGCCGGUGAAUAUCAAAUAUUCUUGAUCACAUUCAUGUUUGAGUCUUAUUUUGAAUGGAACUGUUUUAUCAGAUUGUUGUCAGAAAUGACCAAUUAACCAGUAGCUAUGCAUCCGAGCAGAUGACGGAAAAUUAACUUAUUUAAUUUAAUAUAACUCUUCUGUGAUCUAAGUUAAAAUGGCGCUGGUUUACUCAGCUUGGUGAAUGAUUAAUUGUAGCAAAGGGAUGGAUUGGAUUGCUUGAAGUUAUUACUUAGAAUUAUUGAAAGGAAAAUCAGAACUGGUAUUUUUUGAAAAAUGGCGAUAUAACUGGGAUUUGACUGGAUUGCCAAGAGCCACCCCUGAGAGUUGUCGAGAGAGAGAGAGAGAUAGAAAAAAAAAGCGAGAAAAACUUGUUUAAAAGUGCUAUGUAGCUCAUCUCCGGGCUUCUCAGUAAGCGCAUGACGAUGGGCGUGACCUUUUCGGGCGUAACCUUCUGUGAGGCGAGGGUGGUGUCGACCUAAUGUUGCCAUGGGUCUCGUCUGUUCGGGCAAGUGUGGCCAGGAUACUGUAGGGCCCGAACCCGAUGCCCAGCCCCCGACCCGCCCCAACUCGAAGACUGACCCGGCCCUCAACCUCUCCAACAAGAACGACUCGGAGACCUCCGAGAGAAGUGUGAACAGAGCCUACGAGAGACGACUGGAGAAGGAGAGAGAACUCUCGGGACAAGGCAUCAAGGUCAGGGAGAACUUGGACAAGAACCAGCUGCUGGAGAGUGACCGGUCCGUUUUGACUGGGGCCAUGCCAAUCAGAACGUUGACCGCCGAAGACUGUCGGUCCAGGAGCGACAUUGGGGACGAUGACUCGUCUGCCAGAGGAGUUGGAGCUCCCAGUAUGGCAGUGAACGGCCGAGGAAAAUUGAAUCAUUUGGACCCCCCGUCUCCACAAGAGAUGAACGAAGACGCCGUCAGCGCCUACCUCAAGGCCAAUCCGGAGUUCCUCGAGUCGUGGCUGAUGGAGCAAGUGGAGCUGGAGACCCUGGAACGCUGGAUGAUCAGGAGGACACAGAGGGCCAAACAGAAGAACGGCGAAAAUGGCACCAACGGUAAAAUUAUUAGAAAGACAAGUCUGUCAAGAUGGAAGUUUUGCGUCCACGCCGACAAAAGGAAGAUGUUGCAGGAGCUGACGACCUCCUUACACGUGAAGCCGAACAAGGCCCAGGUCCUGUGGGAGUUGGCCCAGUGCAUCUGCUCUGCUGUCAACGCCGACGGCUUCAACUUGUAUUUAGCUCAUCCGCCUUCCAACACUCUUCAUUACUACUCCCAGAAUAAGGAUGGGGUCGAAAUUGGCGGAGACACCUCCUGGAGCUGCGAUAUUGGCACUGGGGCUUGGCUCUGCGGAUGGAUAGCCUCCACUCGACAGACAGUGCGGGUCACCUUGUCAUCCAAUGACCCCAGGUUCCCGCAGGGGUCACCCUUCAGAGAGCAAGGCGUCCACCACGCUCUGGCCAUGGUCGUCGCUCAGAGCGACGGAGAACUGGCCGCCGUCUUGGAGCUGUACAGGAGGGAGACUGGCGAAACGUUCCACGAGGAGGACGAGGAAAUCGUCAACUCGUACCUCGUUUGGGGAGGAAUCGCCCUCCAUUACGCAGAGCUCUACCACAGCAUGGUCAAGCAGAGGAAGCUCAACGACUUCAUCCUCUCCGUUGUCAAAUCCAUCUUCCAGGACAUGGUAAGCAUGGACACGCUCAUCAUGAAGGUCAUGAACUUCGCCCAGAGACUGGUGAACGCCGACCGAGCUUCGCUCUUCUUGGUCGAUUCCAAGAAUCGCCAGCUGUACGCGAGGAUCUUCGACAUGGGGAGCGAAUUCGACGAAGAUAACCCACCUCAGGCCUCUAAGGAGAUCAGGUUCGCCAUUGGCACGGGUAUCGCUGGCAUUGUUGCCCAGUCUGGGCAGGUGCUGAACAUCCCGGACGCUUACGCCGAUCCCCGCUUCAACCGGGCUGUGGACCAGAUUACUGGGUACGUCACUAAGUCCAUCCUGUGUAUGCCCAUCUUCAUCAGAGGGAACGUCAUUGGAGUCAUGCAGAUGGUUAAUAAGGCUGGUGGCAUUUUUACUAAGGAUGACGAGGAGUCCUUCGAAAUGUUUGCCAUCUAUUGCGGACUGGCUCUUCACCACGCCAAGCUCUACGACAAGAUCAGGCGCUCGGAGCAGAAGUACAAGGUAGCUCUGGAAAUGAUGAGCUACCAUAGCAGUUGUGGGGAAGAGGAGCUUGACUUGUUAGCAAGGGAACACGUCCCUGACGAUAUUCCCGGCGUGGAUGACUAUUUCUUCAGCCCUCUGACCAUAGACGACAUGGAGAAGGUGCGAAUGGCCAUAUACAUGUUUGUGGACCUCUUUGGCCUGACGAGAUUCGACAGGGACUGCCUCAUCCGUUUCACCCUGACGGUGAAGAAGAACUACCGACGGGUCCCUUACCACAACUGGACGCAUGGCUUCAGCGUCGCCAAUUCCAUGUACACCAUCAUCAAGAGGGCGCCUAAAAAUUUCAGGCCCUUGGAGUGCCUGGCGUUGUUCGUCGGGUCCCUUUGCCACGAUCUGGACCAUCGUGGGAAAAACAACAAAUUCAUGUUGGAGACGGAAAGUCCCCUGGCGGCCAUUUACACGACUUCCACCCUGGAACACCACCACUUCAAUCAGACGGUCACGAUUUUACAGCAAGAGGGACACAACAUCUUCGGCAAACUAACAUCCUCGGAGUACAAGCAGGUCCUCGGCAACAUCAAACACUGCAUCCUGGCUACAGAUCUGGCGAUGUUCUUCCCAAACAAAGCUAAACUCGCCAAAUUGGUGGAGGAUAACCUCUUCGACUGGGAAAAUGCUGAGCAUCGGUUACUAAUAGAAGCCAUCGCUAUGACAGCCUGUGAUUUAUGUGCCUCUGCAAAGCCUUGGGACAUCCAGGUGGAGACGGUCAAAGUCAUCUUUGAAGAGUUCUAUGAGCAGGGAGACGCUGAAAAAGCAGCAGGCAAGAAUCCCAUCCCCAUGAUGGAUCGUGAGAAGACCGAUGAACAAGCAGGAUCACAGGUUGGGUUCUUGUCGGGCAUUUGCAUUCCAUGCUACGACCUCCUCACUAAGCUGAUCCCAGUGACGGAGCCUCUCCUGGACGGCUGCAAGAAGAACCUGGAGACCUGGAAGGAGAUCGCGGACAACAAGAAGAAGGAUCUGGAAUCCAAGCACCAGGAAGACGAGGAAGAAACGGACACCGGCAUUGAGGAAGUGGCCGAGGACGAGGAAGAGCCGACAGUGGACGACAUUGAGGACGACUCGACCGACACCAACGGCCGACAGCAAAAGGAGGACGGGACGUAAGCGGAGGCCGCCGUGGAUCUUCAUUGUGAUAAAUGAAUUACUCGCUAAGUGACGUGAGACGACAAAGGCUCUUUGUACAGACAAUUCCAUAUUUAUUUUUGCUAGACUUGCUCAUAUGGGUCACGACUGUCUGUAUGCGCAGUUAAUCCGAGCUGAGGCUCGUGGCAUUAUAGUUGUAUUUUUAUGAAAUCCAUAACGUUGUCGCAUCCUCAUUGUUGUAAUGAUUCACUGAAAGUUAUAAAAGUUAUGUAAAUAGGUGUGGAAAGAGUCAUUAUGAAAAAGGGUUCUCCGUUAUUCAAUUACAUUGGACUUCUCUAAGAUCCUUUGAAUAUUAUUAUUAAAUAGAAUCUGUUCCCACAACAAGAUUAUUUUACCAGUUGAUGAUUAUAUAUAUAUAUAUAUAUAUAUAUAUAUAUAUAUAUAUAUAUAUUAUAUACAUAUAUAUAUACAUAUAUAUAUAUAUAUAUAUAUAUAAAUAUAUAUCCUUAAUAUCUAUAUGUAUGAACAUAAGGACAUGAAAAUAUGACAAAUUUAAGUUUCAAAAGAUAUUGUGGUAAUUUGGUGAAACUAGUCUAUUAAAUUAACUAACGUUGCGUACUUACUAUUGAAGCUCAGAUGAACUCUAAAGGAUUAACGUGUUUUAGAGAUCAAUAUAUAUAUAUAUAUAUAUAUAUAUAUAUAUAUAUAUAUAUAUA
Molecule: messenger RNA, 4584 nt
Organism: Macrobrachium nipponense
Lineage: Eukaryota; Metazoa; Arthropoda; Malacostraca; Decapoda; Palaemonidae
Product: probable 3',5'-cyclic phosphodiesterase pde-5
Biological process (GO): negative regulation of receptor guanylyl cyclase signaling pathway; signal transduction
Molecular function (GO): protein binding; 3',5'-cGMP-stimulated cyclic-nucleotide phosphodiesterase activity
Source: RefSeq, a predicted model, not a curated record